This is a messenger RNA of Podarcis raffonei (Aeolian wall lizard), 6155 nucleotides long. It is a transcript of the gene TTC39C, whose product is annotated as tetratricopeptide repeat domain 39C. The record is from RefSeq and is a predicted model, not a curated record. Bases 281 to 2002 code for a protein of 573 amino acids. The transcript is spliced from 14 exons. Gene Ontology annotation, molecular function: protein binding. Gene Ontology annotation, biological process: cilium assembly; otolith morphogenesis. NCBI's taxonomy places the organism in Eukaryota, Metazoa, Chordata, Lepidosauria, Squamata, Lacertidae.
CCCCGCGCAGGCGCGCCAGCGGCAAGCCCUCGCUCCGAGGGCUGCGGAGUCGCCUUAGCUAACCGGUUGCGCUACUCGCGUCGGGCCGGCGAAGGGGAGAGCGGGCGGUUGCCGCUGAGGGAGGAGGGGCCGCGAAGGGCGGCGGGAAGGAGCCUCGGCUUUGUUUGCGCGGCUUUAUAGCCCUCUGCGCCCGCCCAGCCUCUCCGCUUGCCGGCUCCCGUGCAGGAGGAGACGGAGGAGGACGGAGCCUGCUGGGCGGGUCUCCCACCUGCCCAUUGCCAUGGCCGGCUCCGAGCAGGACGGCGGCACCGGCGAGGCGCCGCUGCCCCUCGAGGACUCCGAGCUGGCGCUGGCCGGCAUCAACAUGCUGCUCAACAACGGCUUCCGGGAGUCCGACCAGCUCUUCAGGAAAUACAGAAACCAUAGUCCAUUAAUGAGUUUUGGGGCUAGCUUUGUCAGUUUUUUGAAUGCCAUGAUGACUUUUGAAGAAGAAAAAAUGCAGCUGGCGUGUGAGGACUUAAAAGCUACCGAAAAACUGUGUGAGAGUGAAGAAGCAGGAGUUAUAGAAACCAUUAAAAACAAAAUUAAGAAGAAUGUUGAUGGCCGAAAGGCUACCCCAUCCAUGAUUGAUCGACUGCAGAGACAAAUCAUUGUAGCAGACUGUCAAGUUUAUCUUGCUGUGCUUUCUUUUGUGAAACAAGAACUCUCGGCUUAUAUAAAAGGUGGGUGGAUCCUUAGAAAAGCUUGGAAAAUCUACAAUAAAUGCUAUACAGACAUUAAUACACUUCAGGAAUUAUAUCAGAAGAAGAUAACUCAGGAAUCCUUGACUUCUUACGCUGCAAAUGAUAAUCAUAUUGCUGCAGAAAGCAUAACGGAGGAUUCACUAAACCGUCUGAAAGGUGCUGUUAGCUUUGGAUAUGGACUUUUUCAUCUUUGCAUAUCCAUGGUGCCCCCAAACCUGCUCAAAAUCAUCAACCUGCUGGGUUUUCCUGGAGACCGCCUGCAGGGGCUUUCUUCACUGAUAUAUGCAAGUGAAAGUAAGGACAUGAAGGCCCCUUUAGCUACAUUAGCCUUGCUGUGGUACCACACUGUGGUUCGUCCUUUUUUUGCUUUGGAUGGCAGUGACACCAAAGCAGGAUUGCAAGAGGCUAAAGACAUUCUCCAGAAAAAAGAAGCUGCUUAUCCAAACUCGUCUCUCUUUAUGUUCUUCAAGGGAAGAAUACAGCGUCUAGAGUGUCAAAUCAACAGUGCCUUGAGCUCCUUUCAUACUGCUUUGGAACUGGCAACUGAUCAGAGAGAGAUUCAGCAUGUCUGUCUAUAUGAAAUUGGCUGGUGCAGCAUGAUAGAAAUGAACUUCAAGGAUGCAUUUGAAUCCUUUGAGCGUCUUAAAAAUGAAUCAAGAUGGUCCCAAUGCUACUAUGCCUAUUUGACAGCAGUGUGUCAAGGUGCCACCGGUGAUGUGAAUGGAGCUCAGAAUGUGUUCAAAGAAGUCCAGAAGCUUUUUAAAAGAAAAAACAAUCAAAUUGAGCAGUUUUCGGUCAAAAAGGCAGAUAGAUUUAGGAAGCAGAAACCAACCAAGCAACUCUGUAUACUGGCAUCCAUUGAAGUAUUGUAUUUAUGGAAAGCUCUUCCAAACUGCUCCUUCCCAAACCUACAGCACAUGAGUCAAGCUUGCCAUGAAAUUGAUGAUUCCACUGUUGUUGGUUUAAAGAACUUGCUACUUGGGGCCAUACACAAAUGCUUAGGAAAUGCUGAAGAUGCUGUUCAGUUCUUUCAACGAGCCCUUAAAGAUGAACUGUGCCGCCAAAACAAUUUAUAUAUCCAACCCUAUGCUUGCUAUGAACUUGGCUGUCUCUUGUUAGAAGAUCCACAGACAGUACCAAGAGGCAAAGCAUUACUGCUUCAGGCAAAGGAGGAAUUCACAGGGUAUGAUUUUGAGAACAGAUUGCAUGUCCGCAUACAUGCAGCGUUAGCCUCUCUAAAAGAAGUGGUCCCCCAGUGAUGGGCAGGAUGCCUCAACUCUUUCUUCUCCCUGUUUCUGCACUCAGAGCAAAACUGUUAGGAGGACCAGCUUCUCUACUGAAAACAACCACCGGUGCCAGAGACACUUUUUCCACGACAUCUAGAGUUGGUGGCAGAAAAACAUUACCAUCUUCAAUGGUUAAGGGCAAAAUUAGCCAAAAAAUAUUAAGUGUCCUAGGGCCUAAUCCAGUAGCAAUUUCUCUUGCACAAGUCCUAAUUGAGUGAGUGGGAGCUGGAAGUUGCCUAACUCCUGGGAUAGAUAUGUGAAGGCCUGGGACGAUGGGGACUGGAAAAUUGGGUUAGGUCGUGGAGAGGCAGUUGUUACUCAAUUAUUCCAGCCCCCACCUCCCACUUGUCUUCAUAUCUCUACUCUGGGAUUCUGUGGGAUUUGUGCUAGAGGACUUCUCCAGGUUUGGAAGCCUUUGCUUUUGAGGUGUGUCUUUUUUGUUUGUUCUUAGACAAGUGGAACAUAUUUAGCUUGUGAUUGUACAAAUGAGCCUAUAAUAAGCACACUUUGACUUCUAUAACAACAUUGGCUCAGUUUCUGCAAAAAGCUUUUUUCUCUCAUUUUGGUUAGGUUUAUUUGUUCUUUUGAAGAGGGAUACCAACUGUUUGUUGAAACAGUACUGUGUAAUUAAUUGUUUGAAACUGUAAAUAGGCAGAAAUAGAUAUUAUUUUAUUCAGAGGCCAACAAAAACAGAGCGAGCCUGGAAAGAAUCAAGCCUGGCUCACUCACAGCACAGCAAACCUGCUCAUUUAAGUUAUAUUGAUCAUCCAAAUGCAUGUGUAACAGAGCCUACCCCUAUAUUUAUGUUAAAUUGUGUGAAGAUUUAGAAACUUCUAUUUUUCAGCCAAAUGUUUAUUUUUAAAACCCUUAAUAAUUGUGUUACAGACAUUUUUUAUCUGUUUUAAAUGGUACUGUUGCCUACUAGCUUUGCUGUUAACAAGGUGUUUACAAAUUAUCACUCAUAUGUUAAAUAUAAUGGGACUUGCCAUGUGGCAGUCCAGACCUAUGAUGUCACUUAUCUUUAUUCCAGUUUGUUUUAGUGUUUUAUUUUUAACAAGUAAGUGUGUUUUUAAAAAAAAUCAAAAACAACUCAAACACCAAUUUUUGGAAUAGCAGUUUUCCUAAAUACUUGGGAAUUGUGUAACUUUAUAGAACUGAAGUACCAUUUUCUUUCAAAGUGGUUAGAGCCUUACUUUCACUCCUGGUAUCUAGCUAUAAACUUUUAUUCUGGCACACUCUGAAAAAUGCUUACAUUGUUUGUACUUUACCUGACUGGCUGGCUCCAACACUUUCUUGGCAUAUGGAGAGCACAAAUUUGUUGGCCCUGAUUCAGACCUUGGCAGGCUUCUAGUGAACACGUGGAGAUAAAUAUAAGCAGGGGUCUCCACAUUUCACCUCCAGCUCUCGCUGAUACUCCGUGUGGUGCAGUGCAUAUAGAGCAUUCCCCAACCUGCAUAGGCCUGCUCCCCAAACUGCCAAAUAUUGACUGGAGCUGUGGGUCAGAUUGCCCUACUCUCCCUUUGGCCAGUAAAAAGCACUUCACGACAGCUGAACCUGCUGCCUUCAAAAAGAGAAGUUGAAUGUUUAAGAGAUGUAACUACACCUUUACUUUUUAGUAACACUAUAUGCUGUGAAUAUUUCUUUAUUAUUAUCAUUAUUUAUUUCUUUGGAGGAGUCCCAUUUCUCAAUGGAUUGACAGCUUAUCUGCUUUGGUUUCAUUUUGUAGACAUGGGAUGUUUGCUCUUUAGUUUGCUUUAAAUGGCAGGAUUUGCCAUUCUGUUUCUUGGCUUGGAGAUUAAAAAAAAACACAAACCUGUUGGGAUCCUUGCAGUAAAUUCCUUGGAAGGGCAAGGGGAUUGGGAAAUUAGCAGCGCUCAAGAAAGAGACUGCAGUUGCCUUACAACAAGAUGGUUUCACCCUUGGUGGUCACACAGAGAGUCAAUGGGUAUCAAACACAGCAGCAGCAUCCUCAUCCCUGCAUGGUCAUGGGAUUGGAGGAUAAGCUUUCAAUGUUGAGCUCAUGAAACAGGAGCAGCCAUCCUACAGCUACAAAAUUUAACAAAACUUAAAACACGUAGUGGGUUGGGAGCUAUAUGCCUGUGUGAAAGCAUUUUUGACCCCUGAUUGCUUAUGCAUCUCACACACACACAAUUUUUCUGCUAGUUUUUUUUUAAAUUGGUGCAAGCACUUUACCUUAUCUGCAGUUUUUCUUUAGACACGAAUUGGUAAGUUAAACUAGCUCAGCAUCUUAGACUCUUGUAGAAGUUAACUAUUUUAAGUACACCUGUGCCAGCUUACAUGACUUGAGGAUUACACACCAAUAAAUGCCUGAGCAAGGCUAUUAAAGUUAGAAGACUUUUGCACUGGCAUGAUGGGUUCAUAGGAGGGGCUCUUCACAAGUGUCUAGAUGAUAAAUAAAACAGUAGUGACCUGACCAUGGGCCUAUUGCUGUCGCCAGGUCUGUUUUGAGAUGUGCUAAUCUUGCAAGCAAAGUAAUCUCGCCUUGUAUGUUGACAGCGGCUCAGUGCCAUCCAUGUAUUUCCCCCACUCCCACCCCUCUCGUGCACACAUAGAAGAAACCUCUAUCUUGUAAAUGUCAAAGGUAUUUUUAUAUUAGAUUAUGCCAGUGAUGAGAAUAAUCUCAGCUGUAUUUUAUGUAAUUGGAAUAAGUUUUUAUACUUUAUAGCUCGGAGGCAUGGUCUAAUAGCAAUAACAGAGUAAGCAUCUCAUUGGUUUAAUAUAUAUAUAUAUUAUUAAGAAUUUACCAGGUCUGGUAUAUUUUUGUUGUUGUUGAUACCUUAUCGCAUUAUGACGUCCUUCAAGUGAAUAACUUGAAUUUUUACAUGUCACUUUAGAUUGUUUACUUUGGUGUGCUAUAAAUGUCUUUAAUUUACAGAACUUGUACUUUAAAAAAUAUUUCUGCUGAGUAAAAUUAAGAACAAGAUUUGAGGGUUUUCCCUUCUUUGUAAUUACCCUUCAGUUAAGUAGCCUUCUAGUGAUAAAUAUGCAUAGUUUUUCAAGGAUACGUGGAUGUUUAUCAAAGUGAAUGGUGUAACUUAUGGCCAAAUUUGAUGUGGUGCAGGAGACAUGUGGAGGGUUUCCCAAUAGUUUUGUUUAAUGCAGUUGCAAGGGCAUUCAUUUGAUCAGAGUUGGAAGGAGGGUGGUGCUUAACCACCUACUGAGCAAUACACACAAGCACUUGAGAGAAUAAAUACUAGGGCCUGUUACCUUUUUCCAUUCUGGGCAGAAGGAAUUUUGAUGAGAGAAAGGAUUAAAUUCCCCUUCUGCUCUAUUCAAAUUAGGGUCAUAUCUAGGCUGGGUCUUUAGGCCUAGUUCUCCUCUGAGGUGGUAGGCCUGUGCUUGGCUUCUUUCAAGAAAGUCUGAGGAAGUGGGCUCACAGGAUUAAAUGUUCCUCUGUAUUUGACAACCACAACACCUCCACAUAGAAGACUAGCUUCUCAGGAAAAGAAGUUUCUAACCUAGAAUCCUUCUUCCUAACACCUAGUUUUCCGUGUACAGCUCAGAUUGGUUUAUCACCUCAGUGAGAACAAAGGCUGAAAUGUUCUGGGCUGCCACCGGAACCUGAAUGUUUGUUCUUCAUGUUUUAGUUUCUCCUGGUUUUGCAGACUGAGUACUUCUACCAUAUUCAGCUCAGAACUGAUUCAUACUUGCAUAGAAAUAUCAGCAUACAGAAUACAUGUGCAGAUGUUGGUUGAAUGGUGAGCAUGCACUUAAAAUUGCUGGUUUUCCCUAAAUAUACUUGGUUACAAGGGUGUGUGAUUCUUUCCUUUUAGUUUCCCCUGUGUCUACUGUAGGGAAACCCAGCUGUUUAAUAGUACUCAUGCCACUCAGUUGAUGCACUGCCCAUGUCUUGUGUAAGCAUAAUUCAACCUAUGAAAUGGGUCUCAGUUGUGGCUUGGACAACAGUAUUCCAUGUGUGCUGCAAAGACAUGUUUCCCAUGCAAAAUCUGUACUUGUUUACCGUUUUAAAAAAAUGUUUUCCUUAAAAGAUGUAUUCACUCCCCCCCCCCCCCGGAGCCAAACACUUUAUGUUCUGCCACUAAACUUUCAAUGCUUGUUUCUUAUAUUUACCACAUUGGUUCUUAAAUAAAAUCUGUAGAACAUU